Molecule: messenger RNA, 888 nt
Organism: Thermothielavioides terrestris NRRL 8126
Lineage: Eukaryota; Fungi; Ascomycota; Sordariomycetes; Sordariales; Chaetomiaceae
Exons: 3
Coding region: 220-741 (173 amino acids)
Cellular component (GO): mitochondrion
Source: RefSeq, a predicted model, not a curated record
CUUUUCCUCUUGGAAGCGGCCCGCAGACGUCGACAUCACCUAAGUCGAGUCGUUCUCAAUUGGGCGCUACCUUUCGACCGCGCUUGGGAGAGAGCCGCCCGGUCUCGGGGAUCGCGAGCUCGGACCCUUCGACCGAGUCGACUCCUCGCGCGCGACAUCCUCAACCUGCUUGCUUCCGUCGCCGAUUCCCCGCGAUAGCCCCGGCAUACGAUCGCAACCAUGUCGGCUCUAAGACCAAGAGCAGCGCAGCUUGCUCGGACUGCUCGGCGAGCUGCGCAGACGGGCGCGCGGAGCACAAGGUCCUAUGCUUCGAGCCACGGCCACCACGAGCCCGCCCAUACCGUCGAGGAGCCGCUCGGAACGGCUUUCUACAUCGCUGUCGGCGUGAUCCCCGCUUCUAUCUUCGUCUACACCGUCUCGCGUCCCGGCGAGAACGGGGAGCUCUCGUUCAUCCAUAAAUGGCUCCAGAAGAUCUCCGACUACCGCAACAAGUGGGAAAGGCAGAAUCACCUCAUGGCCGCCGCGCUCCAGCAAGCGGCCCACGACAAGCAUCUCCUCUACACGGCCGAGCGGAGCAGGCACUACGAGCUGACCUACCCAGAGGUCUUCACACACGGCUCGCCCUUCAAUGUCCCCGCCGGGCACUACACGAACAUUGACAAGGUCAUUGCGCACUACAAGCAGCAGCAUCUCGAGGAAGAGGCGCGCAAGGCUAAGAAGCUGGCAGCGGCUUCGCCGUAGCGAGACUGCAUCUGCGGGGGAUUUUCUUGUGUUCGUCCAAUACCCACAUGUUGUGGCACUGUAUGUACAUGUACCUUAGUCGACGUGCAUAUAUGGCGGUAACGCCCCCGGUGCUGAGCUCUAGACAUGCAAAGACAACCUUCCACC